AUGAGCAUGGACCAAGUCAGCAAUUUACUCGGGAAAUAUCUGUUACAAGGAUGGACGAUGCUCCAAGCAUCGUGCCAUGUCCACCCGACAGUACCUUUAAUGCGAGAAAGAGGUGGUAAAAAGUGUAUAUGCGUGUUAUGCAAUGACAGAUACUACAUUGAAGACGGAGAAAGUUUGUUAAUGUACAUCACUAAAAAAGAGGAAAAGGGUGAAGCGAAGGAACAAGAGGAAGAAAAGAAGCAGAAGCCGCUUGAAAGUGAUGACGUUAAAGAGACGUCUUCUGAAGAGGAAGAGAACAAAAGGAUAUUUGAGUGUAUUCAAAGUAAGUUUGCGGGUGUGAAACAACAGCCAAACAAAUUGAUUGAGGAAAAAGAAGUGCAACAAAAUGAAGAAAAUACAUCUUCAAAGGCAACACAAAAGACUAAUCAAUGCAAACAACACCAAAUUAAUACUCAAGUCACAUCAGUGUUGAAUUUAAAGAUCAAAGAGGUAUUAGAACAACUCAAAAAUACUCCAGCGACAAAGCCUAAGAAGAUCAGAAAGCUCGCAGAUGCACUUGCAAGCCUCCAAAAGUGCUUGGAAAUGAAUUGA
Molecule: messenger RNA, 591 nt
Organism: Entamoeba invadens IP1
Lineage: Eukaryota; Evosea; Mastigamoebida; Endamoebidae
Exons: 1
Coding region: 1-591 (196 amino acids)
Source: RefSeq, a predicted model, not a curated record